AUGGAUGCCGCGGGAGGCCAGACCGAGGGAUACUCCAUGCAGUCGGCGCCGCCCCACUAUCAGAACUAUGGAAAGCUGACGUGGGAUCGCGGCGAGUGGACGGCCGAGAUUUUGACCAAGCAGUACGACGACGUCCCCGAAACAAUCCUCCAGCCUCUCUUGACGUGGGAUUUGGAUUUUCGGGCAGUGACGUCGCGCCAUACGCAGGCUGUGGGCGUCGAUAACAUGCUGAUUGUGAAGGCCAUGGGUCCAUCGGACGCGGUGGCAUCUCACAACAAGUACAG
Molecule: messenger RNA, 284 nt
Organism: Aphanomyces invadans
Lineage: Eukaryota; Oomycota; Saprolegniomycetes; Saprolegniales; Verrucalvaceae
Exons: 4
Source: RefSeq, a predicted model, not a curated record